This is a messenger RNA of Nerophis lumbriciformis (worm pipefish), 4398 nucleotides long. RefSeq names its product catenin delta-1-like. The record is from RefSeq and is a predicted model, not a curated record. Gene Ontology annotation, molecular function: protein binding. Gene Ontology annotation, cellular component: nucleus; adherens junction; plasma membrane. Gene Ontology annotation, biological process: cell-cell adhesion. NCBI's taxonomy places the organism in Eukaryota, Metazoa, Chordata, Actinopteri, Syngnathiformes, Syngnathidae.
CGGUAAGUUAGCUCCGCCCCCAUUCUUUGAUAGAAAACUCUGUGAUGUCGCCUGGCCGCUAGACGAGCUUGACCCACACACGCCGAGGCAGGAGCAGCCAAAUAAACGGAAUAGUCGGACGGGGAGAGACGUUUAAGACGGACGAGGAAGACCACGCACUGUUUGAAGGAGACCCCCUCCCGGAUUGCACUGUCAGUCCUUUUCUCCCUCCUGUUUCUGGGCUUGGUGCUUCAUUGACCUUCUACCAAUGAACAACUAGAGCUUGACCCCUGACCUUGGCGUGAUCUCUCACCUCUUCUAUCAAACCACGCCCACAGUGUGUAUGGAGCAGUGUGAGAGCGCAGCAGCUCUGCUGGAGUCGGUAAGGGAGCAGGAGGUGCAGUUUGAACAGCUGACUCGGGCGUUGGAAGAUGAGAGGAGGAGAGUGGGCCUCCCUGCCACCAGCCCUUCAACGCUGGGUCGCUCCCUCCCUCACACACAGAACGGGCGUUUAGGGGAUGCAGACAUAGAACGACUGAAAUUGACAGACUCCUACCUUAACGGCACACAGUACAGGAUGGUGGACCCAGCACACAGCACUCUAGAUGAGAGCUACACACCAGAGGAUGACUCCCAUGAAGCACACUCAGUUUUUUCUGAAGAAGGAACCACACGACGGCCGGACAAUGGGCUGAAGAAGCCAAUCUCACGCACAGUCAUGCCGACAGACUCCAUGUCCAUUGACGGCGGUAUGUCUAUGGGUGGCUACAGCGCCACACUGGACCGUCCAUAUAGGCACAUGGGAGGAGGAGACUACCCCACUGCCACGGUGCCCAGAAACUACCACUACAGCCCUGUAGGGGCUUACGAUGACUACAGGGCAGGACCACCAUCAGAGGCAUACACAAGCUUAAGCCGGGGCUCACACAUGGAUGAACGCUACAGGCCAGUUGAUGGCUACAGAACUCUGGAUUCUGGUUAUCGGGCCCCAAGCCGCCAGCAGAUGGACCCCUAUGCGGCACAGCCCCAGGUGGGCAGGGGAAUGAGGGCCAUGGGCUCUGCAAUGGAGAUGCGAUACAACCAUGGUCAUUACGGUCUGGAAGAUGACCAGCGCAGUGUGGGAUAUGACGACUACGGCAUGGGGCCUCCACCCAUGCACCCCGGCGGUUAUGGCACCAUGCCACGGCUGGGACAUGGCCCUGGUGGUAUGGAUAGACGACGACUCAGAAGUUGUGAAGAUACUCUGGAUAGUGAUAUGGGGGGAGUUGACCCAUAUACAUGGGUUGUUCCCAUGACCAUGGAGCGAGGAAGCAUGGCUUCAUUAGACAGCACCCUAAGGAAAGGUCCUCCUGCCUCAUGGCGACAACCAGAGCUGCCUGAGGUGAUUGCCAUGUUGAACUACCGCUUGGAUCCUGUCAAAACCAACGCAGCUGCCUUCCUCCAGCAUCUCACGUUCAAAAAUGACAAGGUUAAAUCAGAGGUGCGCCGCCUAAAGGGUAUACCCGCCUUAGUGUCGCUGCUUGACCACCCCAGCAAAGACGUGCACCACUCGGCCUGCGGGGCACUAAAGAAUAUCUCAUAUGGACGAGACCAAGACAACAAGAUUGCCAUCAAGAACUGCGAUGGUGUGCCAGCUCUUAUUCGAUUGCUGAGGAAGACCCGUGACCAAGACCUCACGGACACGAUCACCGGCACACUGUGGAACCUUUCAUCCCACGACUCCGUCAAGAUGGAGAUCGUGGACCACGCCCUGCACGCUCUGGCAGACGAGGUGAUAGUGCCUCACUCGGGCUGGGAGCGCGGGAGCAACGGAGGAGAGGAAAGCUGCAAACCACGCCAUCUGGAGUGGGAAACCGCUUUGACCAACACUGCUGGCUGCCUGAGGAAUGUGAGUUCAGAGCGCAGCGAGGCACGGCGGAAGCUAAGAGAGUGCACAGGAUUAGUCGAUUCGCUGAUGUACAUUGUUCAGUCACAGAUCAACCGCAAAGAUGUGGACAAUAAGUUGGUGGAGAACUGCAUGUGCCUCUUAAGAAAUCUGUCCUAUCAAGUUCACCGUGAGGUCCCCAGCUGUGAUCGCUACGCUGAAAGCGCGCCGAUCAACCAGGGACCUGCACCUGGAUCCAACAAGGGUGGCUGCUUUGGCUCUCGGAAGGGCAAAGAUGAAUGGUUUUCCAAAGGAAAGAAAGAAGGCGAUGAUGGAAGUGCAGACCAGGUUGACAUUCCAAAGAGGACAACGCCUGCCAAAGGUUAUGAGCUGCUGUUCCAACCAGAAGUUGUUCGACUUUACACAUCGCUGCUAAGAGAGAGCAAGAACCCCUCAGUGCUGGAAGCUGCUGCCGGGGCCAUCCAGAACCUGUGUGCAGGCCGAUGGACUUUUGGCCGUUACAUCCGCGCUACUGUGCGUCUAGAGAAGGGUCUCCCUAUGAUGGCUGAACUGCUGGCUCACAGCAAUGAUCGUGUGGUGAGGGCAAUGUCCGGAGCCCUAAGAAACCUCGCCAUCGACAACCGGAACUGUGAACUUCUUGGUUUGCAUGCGGUGCCCCACCUUGUAGCAAAUCUUCCCGGAGGCCAAACUGGGCGUGCUCUAUCAGAGGAGACUGUGGUGUCAGUACUAAGCACCCUGGCUGAGGUGCUAGGCAGCAGUUUGGAGGCGGCAAAGACACUCAGGGCCUCGCAGGGCAUCGAAAGGCUUGUGCUUGUUAAUAAAAACGGCAAGCGCUCUGAUCGUGAGGUUCGAGCGGCAGGUCAGGUGCUGCAGCUGGUCUGGGCCCACAAGGAGCUGCGUCGGCCUCUUGAGAAAGACGGUUGGAAGAAGUCGGACUUCCAGAUCAACCUGAACUCCAUCACAGCCAACGGCCCGAGCACUCGAGUCAACGGCACCUAUGGAGAGACCACCACGCCACUGCUGGACAGAGGAGAGAAGCGAAACAUGAUUCCACUUAAUGACCUCGGCUCUGAGGCUUACUCAACACUGGACCAGAGGGAGAGGAGACACACUCUCGACGACACGACAGACACUUUACCGAGAGGGGUGUAUGGGGGAAGAAAGGGCUCCCUGCCUCUGUUGGACUCCUAUGAUGAAAAACUGAUCGUGUGCAUCACCCAGACUGGGCCAUCCCUGCCCGGCUACUAAGGGAAGGAUGGUCCACAUGCACACACUCUCCUCGUGUGUGUGUGUGUCCCCUUAUCUUUCUCUUCCUUGUACCAUCUCCCAGCGGACCAAUGAGACGACUGUUUGGCAUCCAAAGAACGUGGUCGUGUUGCAGCUGAAUUAAGUUGCAACACCAAGACAUACACUUUUCUUUCUUUUACAUUGUACUAUUUGACCGUAGCAGCAGAACUCUUUGUAUUAAGUUAUAAAUCUAUAGAGGCAAUCACCUCUGUUGACAAUCAUUUAAAAUGCUGGUGUUUUUGCCCUCUUUGCUAUUUUCAACAUUAUUUUUCUGCUUGCAUCCUAACAAUGAGAUUGUGUGUGUGUAGACCUCUCAGUGUAGGAUAUAUACUGUACAUAUACAAAGAAAACGGGAUGACCGCGUUAGUUUUGGCUUUUAUUUAAAUCGUCCCUUCAAGGGGAUAUUGUCGGGAUGCGGCCCGUCAGACCCGACGAGUCGCCCUGUAGAUGGAGAAUGUUUGUAUAGAAGUGUUGUGUAGAAUUAUUGUCUCCGCUUUGGGGUUGGCACAGGUGUACACAAGAAAAAGCAGACGUGUGUGUAUGUGUGUGUGUGUGUGUAAGGGGAGAAACACCUAUGGACCUUUUUUUUUUCGUUAAAUUUUUGUAUGCAAGUGCAGACACAUUGUUUAUUUUUGUGCUCAUGUCUGUCAAUUUUGUUCUUAAUAUUUUUUCCUGUUUUUUUUUUUUCAAUGUGUAAGAAAUUUAAAUGUUUGGUUUUAUUCCAAAAUUCCACAUCUGGCUUGAUUGGUGGGAAGUGAAGCUGGCAAUAAGUGCUCAUUUGAACCACUUCCUGUUUAAUCACUUUUUUCUUGUGUCCGCUAUUUAGGAUGACUUCACCUUCUAGUCGACUGAAUGCUCGCGUUCCAACCCGCCGACGGGGGUGAGAUAGUACGAGGUGUAUUUGCUUAGAGGAGACUCGAGUCAGUACGGUUUUGUUAUAGUAGGCGGACAAGAUGCAUAUUUUUGUCAUCCAUUUGGUUUCUUUCUUUACCGCCCUUUUUCUGUCUAGUUUAUUUGUAUUUUGAGUGUUGCAAUGGUGGGUAAGAUCAUUAUGCAAUUUUUUUUUUUUUAAUUGUUCUUUCCGGUUCUCUACACACAUGAUAUAUUUGUAAUGUUGCCUAUCCAUGUACCAUUCAUACCUGCCUUGCCUCUGACAGUUGCUUUUUUUUUUAAAGAGAAAAAAAAUAUGAAGUUAUGUAACUGGUCAUACUGAUGUUUUUUAUAAAUAAAGAUCAUUUCUUAGACAA